Messenger RNA from Anopheles aquasalis, 2513 nucleotides. Its product is annotated as sorting nexin-8. The record is from RefSeq and is a predicted model, not a curated record. Gene Ontology annotation, biological process: intracellular protein transport; early endosome to Golgi transport. Gene Ontology annotation, cellular component: early endosome membrane. Gene Ontology annotation, molecular function: phosphatidylinositol binding. NCBI's taxonomy places the organism in Eukaryota, Metazoa, Arthropoda, Insecta, Diptera, Culicidae.
GACGUGUGAUGCACGGUUCCGUGGUUGAUUCCAACAAAAACGUGUACCAUGUUGUGAUUGUGCCAUGUGUCCGGGUGUAGUGUAUCGUUAAAGGGUUAAAUGCUUUUAUCACGUGCGUCUGAAUGAGUUCUGCUCCUGGGCCCGUCCCCCCGCUAUAGUUCUGCGGCUGCACCAUCGGGUGCAUAAAAGUGCAAUUAUCGAUUGCCGCUAGUGUGUGGUGUGUUGCUACCGCGAAAUCCCGAUUUCGCAUCUUCCCCUUGUGCGACACCCAUUUUUCUCCUCACCAUCCGGCUCGUGUUCGAGAGAAAGCACGCGCACUACGCGACAGAUAGCCGACAGAGUGUGCCGUGAGAGUGCGGCUUUCGACAGAUUUUGGGUUUCGUAUCCCGACGUGAUAAGAGCGACAUAGACGUCGGCCAAAAAUGCCCAUCGCCGUAGAUGAGACGCAUUUCCAUCAUCCACCGCCACCGGCAGCAUCCGUACCGUUGGCAGCUACGGAACCGCCAUCAGCCCCGGCCUCGAUCCCGAUGGUGCUGAUGGAUGUCUCCUGCUCCGUAACGAAUGGGACGACCAACAACAACGGCGUAGUAACUCCAUCGAAGCAACACCUAGCAACCUGGCGUAGCAACGGAGGGAUGCUGGACUCUUCUCGCUCGCCAUCGGUCGGAGAAACCUUUGUUUCCGCGGCUGCCUCCACCUCGUCCGCUGUCCACAGCGAUGAUGCUAGCGAUUCCGAAUCCGGCAGCGAUGGACCGGACGAGGAGGAAGUUAAAAUGUUGGAUCUUUCGCGGACAUCGCCUUCCGGUGCCUUCCGCUACGUAACGACCACCACCAUCACGCUAAGUGGCGCCGGUGGCGACGCUACAAAACAGCCCCUCGACAGGGAUCAGCUGGUCGCCAGUCCGGGUCAAGAUUCGGGCCGUAGCGAAAGUGUACGGCAGUCAGCAGGUGGUCAGGUGAAUGGUGAAACACAUCGGGAGACGUACAUCUCACGCUGGGAAGGACCCUCAUCGUCCGGUGCUUCAUCGAUCGCGCUAUCCGUUGACGCUGUGGACGAUUUAACGAUGCGAGAACUGAACGAGCGUUACAUCAGCAUUACGGUGGUACCGGAGAAGAAGGGUAUUCUCCUGAAGCAUUCCGAGUAUGAGAUCAAGCUGAAAGGAUCAGAAAAACCAGUCCGACGGCGCUACAAAGACUUCGUGACGCUGUACGACUAUCUGGCCGAGAAGUAUCCGUACAGGGCCCUACCAGCGCUUCCGCCCAAACAGUUAAUCGUGGAUUCAAUUGAGCAGCGUCGCCGUGGACUACUGUCGUGGUUAACAUUUGUGGCACAGCAUCCGGCCCUACGUCAAUCGCCGAUCCUCGGUAUCUUCCUGCAGGACACUACCACCGACUAUCGGUACCGGAUGUGCGUAGCGUACGAGAAGCAGAUCGAUGAGUUUGCCCGGCUACGGGAAAAUGCAACCAUGCCAGCCAUCGAUGUGGACACAGUGGUCGAAACAAGAGCACGGUUACGCUGCGCACAUAGCGCCAUCGCUCGGUUGAUGAAGCUCAUCGAUCACGAUACGGUGCGCACCCAGAAGCAGGCUCACGAUCGGACCGAAAUCGAUCGAAUCUUGCAGAGUAGCGAACUGUGUGGACUGUUCGGUGAGCGCCACUUCGAGGAUAUGUCGGUGGGUUUGCGGGGUGCCACGCUGGAAGGUGAAAGAUAUGUGCAGGCACAGCAUCGCGCCGUUAUCGAACGGCUGCACCUGCUACUGGAUGCCCUCUAUGCUCACAGUGAUCUGUGCGAUCGCGUUGAAAAAGGUGUUUUUGCCGAAUACCAGAAAGCUCUCUUGAAAACGGAAACCGGCGGAUGCAGUGCGCAGUUGGAACGGCGAGCAGCCUAUGCUUUCUGCUGUAUCCGCAGUGAAACCGAACUGAUUCAACGAGAGCUUGACUCGUUGGGAUCGAUUCUACUGUCGUACGCUCACGAAGAACAACAGCAUCAUCAGAAGAUGGCCAAAAUUUGGCAUCAGCUUAUAGUGACGGAAUCCGGUAAGCUUAUCUGAGCAAAGAUUAGCCAACGAUGGAUAACAAACGCAGCGUGGAUGCGAAUCUUUCACAUGCGAUGACUAUAAGCGGCCAAAAGGAAUAGCAGAGCAGUAAAGUGAUUAGGUUGAUUGCCGAUGCGAUAUCUAUUUUGCACUCUACUUAGAAAUGCAAUCCAACUUAAGGUUCACACUGUACUUAGUGAUCAUUACUACUUCACAAUUGUUGUUGAAGGAUAAUGCACAAAAUAGCAACCAUUCCACACGGGUUAGUGCCCUAGAAUUGCGGUUUUGCUUAGGCCUUUCAAUUUUUAGAAUAUAGAAACGCACAAAAAGAGGAACAAAUGUGUGCUGGUGAGUAAAGGCAGAAUGAUAAACGUUCAUGAACAGUGAUAGAACGAAGCUCAAACUUCACUAAUAUUAAUGUAGCGUGAUAAACGUUUCGCAUUUGCGCAAAUAAAACCUUCUGAGUCGUCUGUGGAA